Molecule: messenger RNA, 1639 nt
Organism: Anopheles merus
Lineage: Eukaryota; Metazoa; Arthropoda; Insecta; Diptera; Culicidae
Gene: mEFTu1
Product: elongation factor Tu, mitochondrial
Exons: 3
Coding region: 144-1544 (466 amino acids)
Biological process (GO): mitochondrial translational elongation
Cellular component (GO): mitochondrion
Molecular function (GO): GTPase activity; translation elongation factor activity; GTP binding
Source: RefSeq, a predicted model, not a curated record
CUGCGAAACGUCAAACGGCGAGGUGUUGUUCUUGCGCAAGAAAGUGAAAAUUUUCCUUCGGUGCUGGUUUGCUAGGGUGUUUGUCCGGGGGUUUUUGUGCUGCAUUUAGGACGAUUCACAAUUCCCGUACCUUGUAGGACAAAAUGUCGACGUAUCUCGCUCUUCGAGCACUCCUUAACCCGAUCGCCCGCAAAACGGUCGCCCAGAUUCUGUGCGCCGGCAAUGGGCUGAACGUGGUGCGCCGUGCAUCGCCGGCCAUCCGCACCGUGCCGGUCCGAUUCUACGCCGAGAAGGAAGUGUUCAAGCGCGACAAACCGCACUGCAAUGUCGGCACGAUCGGGCACGUCGAUCACGGCAAGACGACGCUGACCGCAGCCAUCACGAAGGUGCUGGCCGACAAGGAUCUGGCGGAGAGCAAAAAGUACACCGACAUCGACAACGCGCCGGAGGAGAAGGCGCGCGGCAUUACGAUCAACGUCGCUCACAUCGAGUACCAGACGGAGAACCGGCACUACGGCCACACGGACUGUCCGGGGCAUGCGGAUUACAUCAAGAACAUGAUCACCGGCACGGCCCAGAUGGACGGUGCGAUCCUGGUGGUGGCCGCGACGGACGGCGCUAUGCCGCAGACGCGCGAACACUUGCUGCUGGCGAAACAGAUCGGCGUCAAUCACAUCGUGGUGUUCAUCAACAAGGUGGACGCGGCCGACCAGGAGAUGGUCGAUCUGGUGGAGAUGGAGAUCCGCGAGCUGAUGUCGGAGAUGGGCUUCGACGGUGAUAAUGUGCCGGUGAUCAAGGGUUCGGCCCUGUGCGCACUGGAGGGCCGGGAGCCCGAGAUUGGUGCGAACGCGGUGAUGAAGCUGCUCGAGGAGGUGGACAAGUACGUGCCGACGCCGGUGCGCGAGCUGGACAAACCAUUCCUGCUGCCGGUCGAGUCGGUGCACAGCAUUCCCGGCCGUGGUACGGUCGUGACGGGCCGGCUGGAGCGCGGCACGCUAAAGAAGGGUCAGGAGUGUGAAUUUGUCGGUUACAAUAAGGUCAUUAAGUCCACCAUCACCGGUAUUGAGAUGUUCCACAAAAUCCUCGAGGAGGCACACGCCGGCGAUCAGCUCGGUGCGCUGGUGCGCGGCAUCAAGCGCGACGACAUCAAGCGCGGCAUGGUGAUGUGCAAACCGGGCACGAUGAAGGCGAACGAUAACUUCGAGGCGCAGGUGUACAUUCUCAGCAAGGACGAGGGCGGCCGCCACAAGCCGUUCACCAGCUUCAUCCAGCUGCAGAUGUUCUCGCGCACGUGGGAUUGCGCGACGCAGGUGCAGAUCCCCGGCAAGGACAUGAUCAUGCCGGGCGAGGACGCCAAGCUGCAGCUGCGGCUGAUGCGGCCGAUGGUGCUGGAACAGGGGCAGCGGUUUACGCUGCGCGACGGACACAUUACGCUCGGUACGGGCGUGGUGACGAAGCUGCUUUCGCCCCUGUCCGAGAAGGAGCGGCUGGCGCUGACCGAGGGCAAGAAGGCGCGCGAGAAAGCUGCCAGCGGUAAGGCGUAAAGCCGUAAAGAUAUAUGUUAAGCUAAGGAACACAAACACGAAAACGGUAAGGCUCUAGUUGGUUAGACGAAAAAUACAAUUCGGAAAAAAGUCCA